Molecule: messenger RNA, 920 nt
Organism: Nothobranchius furzeri (turquoise killifish)
Lineage: Eukaryota; Metazoa; Chordata; Actinopteri; Cyprinodontiformes; Nothobranchiidae
Biological process (GO): regulation of cell migration; cell-cell adhesion; T cell receptor signaling pathway
Cellular component (GO): membrane raft; focal adhesion; myelin sheath
Molecular function (GO): GTPase activator activity; integrin binding
Source: RefSeq, a predicted model, not a curated record
CACACACAGAAAUAGCCUGCUCAUGUCCUCCAUCAGGCACUGCAGAGGGGAAGAAUGAAUCAGCACGCUCUGGUCCACCGUUCUCCCUCCCACUUUUCCUCCUCCUCUCUGUACGGCUCCCACUUCCUCUCAGGAGUGUGAUGCUGUGCGGUGCUGCACACGGAGGAAGCUGUUUACCCCACCACCCCGCUAGAGCUGGAGGAAGCUGCUGCAUCAUUCACCCCUGACAGGAGUUGGAUGGUUGCUUUUCCAUCAUGCUCAAGUCUCUGUUUGCUUGUGGCGUUCUGGGAGUGCUGCUGAUGCCAGUUCAGUCCCAGCAGAUCUCUGUCUGCGUUGAAGAUGACGGAGACCUGAGAGUGGACUGCCAGAUCGAGCCCAAGGCCAACAAAAUCAGCAGCUACGAGUUCUCCUGGUCACUGGGAACCAAAGAGGCCCUCAUCAACACUAAUGUGUCUGGUUCUGCUUCAGAGGCCCAGUUCAGAGACAAGAGUGAAGUGGUGGAACUGGAUCCUCAUGGCUACAGAAUGACACUCAAAGGAUUCACAGAGACCCUCCCACACAACACCACCUAUAUGUGUAAAAUAUCUGGGCAGGUGGAGAGCAUCAAUGUGGAAAGAGACCAUCUAGCACCGUGUUCCGCUGUGAGCAUGUUUCUGAAGAGCCCCUGGUCCUGGAUCACGUCCCUGCUUCUCCUUGUCUAUCACACACACAGCUAAAAGAAAAUAACGCACACGCUUGUGCAGAAGCACACAGAUAUGACAACACUUCUGCCUUCAUGCACGUGUCUCCUCCAUAAAGAUGAGAAUUCUCCUUAGGCCUUUUGCUUUGCUGCACAAAAUCAUUGCGAUUUCAUGAUGAGAGAAAAAUGAACGUGCUACAAAUUAAUUUCAAUAAAGAGAUGUGUGUACUGACCCUUCCAA